Molecule: messenger RNA, 2091 nt
Organism: Bufo gargarizans (Asiatic toad)
Lineage: Eukaryota; Metazoa; Chordata; Amphibia; Anura; Bufonidae
Gene: MINDY2
Product: MINDY lysine 48 deubiquitinase 2
Exons: 9
Coding region: 69-1622 (517 amino acids)
Biological process (GO): protein K48-linked deubiquitination
Cellular component (GO): cell periphery; cytosol
Molecular function (GO): cysteine-type deubiquitinase activity; cysteine-type carboxypeptidase activity; K48-linked deubiquitinase activity
Source: RefSeq, a predicted model, not a curated record
GUCAUGGCGGCUGGGACCGCUGCUGAAGAGCCGCUGUGGUCCCGGUGAACAGGAGGCGCCUCCCGGUGAUGGAGAGCCCCCGUACAGCGCCGGUGUGCAGCGGCAGUGUGCUGGCGGAGACCUCUCACACUGUGGCCUUGGACCCUGUGACGAUAGAUGUGGAGGUGACGAAGCCUGUGCGUCCCGGGGAUGACAGCGCCCGGCAGCGAGUACCGGCGGCAGGCGGGCACAGGGAGGCCGAAGAGCUGUCGUCCGUGGCUAUGACUGGGAGCACGGCAGAGAGUGGAGAGACAGGACUGGCUGUGCCCGCUGCCCUCACUCCCGAGGAGCCCAGCAGCAGUGGGCACAGCAUCCCUGCAGGGUCCCAAAGCCUGGACUCCCUGGAGUCCUUCUCCAACCUCAUCUCCUGCCCCAGCUCCGAGCUGAACAGCGAGGGGGCAGAGGAAGAGGACGAUGCCAAGGAGGCGCAGGCUGCCAGGGACAGGUACCCCGGGCAGUCCGUCUACCACAUCAAGUGGAUCCGCUGGAAGGAGCAGAGCACCCCCAUUGUUACCCAGAACGAGAACGGACCGUGCCCCCUGCUGGCCAUCAUGAAUGUGCUGCUCCUGGCAUGGAAGGUGAAAUUACCUCCCAUGAUGGAGAUUAUCACUGUCGAACAGCUCAUGGAGUAUCUGGGAGACUACAUUUUAGAAGCAAAACCAAAAGAGAUUUCUGAGGUUCAGCGGCUGAAUUACGAGCAGAAUAUGAGCGAUGCCAUGGCAAUCCUGCACAAGUUACAGACCGGCCUAGAUGUCAAUGUGAAGUUCACCGGAGUGAGAGUCUUUGAGUACACUCCUGAGUGUAUUGUAUUUGAUCUACUCGACAUUCCCUUAUACCACGGCUGGCUAGUGGAUCCAGAGAUUGCUGAGGUUGGGACGGCCGUGGGUAACUGCAGCUACAACCAGCUGGUGGAGAAGAUUAUUUCAUGCAAGCAAUCAGAGAAAAGUGAGCUAGUUAGUGAAGGCUUGGUAGCAGAGCAGUUCUUAAAUGGGACAGCCACACAGCUGACUUACCAUGGGCUCAGCGAGCUGACCUCAACCCUACAGGAAGGAGAACUAUGUGUAUUUUUCAGGAACAAUCAUUUUAGCACCAUGACCAAAUAUAAGGGACUGCUAUACUUGCUCGUUACGGACCAGGGAUUCCUCACAGAAGAAAACAUUGUCUGGGAAAGUUUACACAAUGUGGAUGGAGACGGAAACUUUUGCGACUCUGAUUUCCACCUAAGACCACCAUCUGACCCAGAAACUGUGUACCAAGGACAGCAAGACCAGAUUGAUCAGGACUAUCUGAUGGCUUUAUCACUACAGCAAGAGCAGCAGAACCAAGACAUUGACUGGGAACAGAUACCAGAAGGCAUCAGCGAUCUUGAAUUGGCUAAAAAACUUCAGGAAGAAGAGGACAGGAGAGCCUCACAGUAUUACCAGGAACAAGAGCAGGCAGCAGCCUCUGCUCCUCAGCCGCCGGGACAGCCACCUCAGGCAGCUGCCAGUCCCUCCAGCGGACGACCGCCGGGGAGCAGUGAGAAAAAGAGGAAAGAGCCGAAAGAAAAGGAAAAGGACAAGAAUUCUUGUGUACUUUUAUAACAGAAAUGAAUGUCCUUUUCUUGUCCCAUGAAGAGGCAUGUCAAUGUAUAGAGAGGAGGAGACACCGGUUCUAAGCCAUCUGUGCCUGAAAACCCCCAGCCGUGUUUCAGUUUGGAAAGGGGGAUUUGUUACAGACCUGUUUAGACUCUGUCAUUAGGAGUUGUGUGAUAAUAUCCCGUGUCCUUGUCCAUCCUUUUGGAACAAGAAGUUACAUCACUACAACUUUUUAAAUAAAGCAUAGCUUCUUCCAUGAUAGUUAGCCAUACAAUAUUGCAGACUGUUGUGACCACUGGAAGCAAAAAAGUGGUGACCCUUUGUCAGGUAAGUCUUAGACCUGGGGAAUAUACUGUAUUACGAAGGAUAUAGGAGUAAGAGGAAGCUAGAUGAAGUAUAAUGUCCAAGCAUGGUUGCACUUUUUACCUUCCACCCUUGUUUCUACAUUGCAGAUCUGGUUGGCCCAAAGUCCUCU